AUUUGCGCGUCCAGCCGCUUUUUAACUAAAAACUGUUGUUGACGCUGUUAACGCCUACAGAGCAUUUUCCCCCUCUUCUUUUCUUACACCCGGACUCAGAGCUAAAUCUAACGGAGCUGAUUGAAAAGGAUAUCACUACUAGAAUGCCCUUUCAAGCACACUGGAUGAAAAGACUAUGAGCUGACACACUCAUAUUUUCCCCCUGCGCUGUAACGGAUUGGGGUCUGUCCGGUGAAGUCACCUACUCUAAUCUGCAAGGAGUCACUGACUGUAACGGCAUUGUAUAGAAAGAGACGUUUGAGCUGCGAAGGCUGGAAACAAAUUUACCCUUGUCAUGGAUCUAAAAGACUAUUACCUGUUGGGUGCCCUUCUUGCCUGUCUCUGGCUAGAUCCUUCAAUAGCCCAAGAGCUUAUCUAUCCCAUCAGGGAGGAGUUGCAAGAAAACGUCCUCAUUGGAAACAUACCAAAGGACCUAAACAUUUCCCAUACAAAUGCUGCCACUGGAGCGAGUGCUAAUCUUGUGUACAGGCUUGUCUCCAAAGCAGGAGACAACCCACUGGUCCGAGUUCUGAGCAGCACCGGUGAGAUAUUCACAACCUCCAACCGAAUUGACAGGGAAAAGUUGUGCCCUGGUCCGUCAUUCGAGGACAGUGAGUGCUCUUUUGAAAUUGAAGUGGUCAUCCUGCCAAAUGACUAUUUCAGACUGAUUAAGAUUAAAAUUAUUGUAAAAGACACAAAUGACAAUGCCCCCAUGUUCCCGUCGCCAGUGAUUAACAUCUCUAUCCCGGAGAACACACUCAUCAACAGCCGCUUUGCUAUUCCUUCUGCUACUGACCCAGACACCGGCCCCAACAGUGUCCACAAAUAUGAGCUGGUCAAUGGGCAAAGUGCCUUCGGCUUAGACAUUGUGGAAACGCCUGAGGGGGAAAAGUGGCCACAGCUCAUUGUGCAGCAGAACCUGGACAGAGAGCAGAAGGAUACAUACGUGAUGAAGAUCAAAGUCGAGGAUGGUGGCAGCCCACAGAAAUCCAGCACUGCCAUCCUUCAAGUUACAGUAACAGAUGUCAAUGAUAACAGACCAGUGUUUAAAGAGAGUCAGAUGGAGGUACACAUUCCAGAGAACUCCCCUAUUGGCACGUCUGUUGUGCAGCUUCAGGCUACAGACGCAGACAUAGGGGCAAAUGCUGAGAUACGGUAUGUGUUUGGUACCCAAGUGUCUCCUGCCACAAAAAGACUCUUUGCAUUAAAUUCAACAUCUGGCCUCAUAACAGUGCAGAGACCUCUGGACAGAGAGGAGACUGCUAUUCAUAAGCUGUCAGUUUUAGCUAGUGAUGGUAGCUCCAGUCCAGCCAGAGCUACUAUUACAAUUAAUGUGACUGAUGUAAAUGACAAUCCACCAAAUAUAGACCUGAGAUACAUAAUCAGCCCCAUUAAUGGCACUGUUUUCCUAUCUGAGAAGGACCCCAUCAAUACCAAGAUAGCUCUCAUCACAGUGUCAGACAAAGACACUGACAUCAAUGGCAAGGUCAUUUGCUUCAUUGAGAAGGACGUGCCCUUCCAUCUUAAAGCAGUGUAUGACAACCAGUAUCUAUUAGAGACAUCUGCAUUGCUUGAUUAUGAAGGGACAAAGGAAUACAACUUUAAAAUUGUGGCCUCUGAUUCCGGAAAACCGAGCUUGAAUCAAACUGCCUUGGUUAGAGUGAGGUUGGAGGAUGAGAAUGACAACCCACCUAUUUUUACUCAGCCAGUUAUAGAGCUGGCUGUUAUGGAAAACAACAAACGCGACCUGUUCCUGACUACUCUCAGCGCCACUGAUGAGGACAGUGGAAAAAAUGCAGAGAUAGUUUACCAGCUGGGACCGAAUGCAUCAUUCUUUGAUCUUGACCGCAAAACAGGGGUUCUGACUGCAUCCAGAGUCUUCGAUAGAGAGGAGCAGGAUAGAUUCCUCUUCACCAUAACUGCGAGAGAUAAUGGGACACCACCUCUACAAACCCAGGCAGCUGUCAUAGUAACCAUAUUAGAUGAAAAUGACAACAACCCCAAGUUCACACACAACCACUUUCAAUUCUUUGUGUCUGAGAACCUCCCCAAAUACAGCACUGUGGGGGUGAUAACUGUCACAGAUUCGGAUGCUGGAGAAAAUGCUGCUGUUUCUCUUUCCAUACUGAAUGACAAUGAGAACUUUAUCCUGGAUCCUUACUCUGGAGUGAUAAAAUCUAAUGUGUCAUUUGAUAGGGAGCAACAGAGCUCCUACACCUUUGAUGUUCGGGCUGUGGAUAGUGGCAGGCCACCUUGCUCCUCGGCUGCCAAGGUGACCAUCAAUGUCAUCGAUGUGAAUGACAACACCCCCAUUGUCAUUUAUCCACCCUCCAACACGUCAUUCAAACUAGUACCCCUCUCUUCUAUCCCAGGGUCUGUGGUAGCAGAAGUGUUUGCUGUAGAUGGUGAUACAGGGAUGAACGCAGAAUUGAAAUAUACCAUUGUGAGUGGCAAUAAUAAGGGCCUAUUCAGAAUUGACCCAGUAACGGGGAAUAUUACCCUGGAGGAGAAGCCAACUGUGACUGACAUAGGCUUACACAGAUUAGUGGUCAACAUUAGUGACCUGGGUUAUCCCAAGUCUCUCCAUACUUUGGUGCUGGUGUUCCUCUAUGUUAAUGACACUGUGGGCAACUCAACGCUAAUCUAUGAUCUCAUCCGGCGCACCAUGGAGACGCCCAUUGACCGGAACAUUGGUGAAAGCAGUGAGACUUACCAAAGUGGUGACUAUUUAACUAUAAUGAUUGCCUUCGUUACUGGCGCUUUAGUGGUCAUUAUUGUCAUUUUUGUCACUGUGCUGCUGCGCUGCCGCCAUGCCUCCAGGUUCAAAGCUGCACAAAGGAAGAAACAGGGAGCUGAGUGGAUGUCACCCAACACGGAGAACAAGCAGAACAAGAAGAAAAAGCGUAAGAAAAGGAAGUCCCCCAAAAGCUCCCUGCUCAACUUUGUCACCAUUGAGGAGAACAAACCUGACGAUCCUGCCCACGAGCCAAUCAACGGAACCAUCAGCCUUCCCACUGAGCUCGAGGAGCAAGGGAUUGGACGCUUUGAUUGGAAUGCCACACCUACCACAACGUUCAAACCCAGCAGUCCGGACCUGGCCCGACACUACAAAUCCGCCUCACCACAGUCGGCCUUCCACCUCAAGGCUGACACGCCUGUCUCGGUGAAGAAGCACCAUGUGAUUCAGGAGCUCCCAUUGGAUAACACCUUUGUCGGGGGCUGUGACACCCUUUCCAAGAGGUCCUCUACGAGCUCAGACCACUUCAGUGCCUCAGAGUGCAGCUCCCAAGGAGGGUUCAAGACGAAGGGGCCCAUGCACACCAGACAGCAGGGAACAUUAACCCGUGCCCGAACUGAACUGAACCCUGAAUAUCUGGACCUUCGUCCUCGAGCCGAGCUGAACCCCGAAUAUUGGACCCCAUGCACCCCUUUAUCGCAGCGGCGCGUCACGUUUCACCUGCCGGAUGGCUCUCAGGAGAGCUGCAGUGACAGCGGUCUGGGGGACCACGAGCCUGUAGGCAGUGGCUCCCUCCUCACACAACCUCUCCCUCUGGUGCAGGCGCAGGACGACUUCUAUGAGCAGGCCUCCCCCGAUAAGAGGACUGAAGCUGACGGCAACUCGGAUCCCAACUCUGAUGGACCGCUGGGGCCUCGUGGCCUAGUGGAAGCGACAGAGAUGUGCACACAAGAAUGCCUAGUCCUGGGACAUUCAGACAACUGCUGGAUGCCCCCAACCUUGGGAACAUACCAGCAGCCAAAAUCACCGGUGUCUAGCUUUGGCUCUCAGAGGGAGUGGGGGCCUAAGGACAAACUUCUCAACGGACAUACUCUGACCAGAACCUGGAAAAAUGAGGGUGGUCGGUCAGAGCAUUUUGGUGACAGGAAGCAAUUUGGGAGUGGAGAGGGACACUUCACCAGCAGUGGUAAUAUGGCUGAUAUCCCGCUGGUAAGUCUGAAGUCCUACCAGCCAGCCUCCUGCCCAGACAGCCCGAAGGAACAGCAGCUAUAAGAGGAACUUUGCUUCAGUGCUAUGAGAAGUCCUUACAUCUGGUCCAAACGAACAAAUGAAGCCACUCAUUUGAGCUCCUCUUGUUCUAUUUUUCUUUCUUGUUUCUGUUUCAGCCCACUUAAGUUGAUGCUUCUGCAGUGUGAUAGCUACAUGUACUGUGUAGGCCACUAGACUAGUGCUUAUGCUGUGUACUCUACAAUUCAACUUUACUAUGGCUCAAGAGGAAAAGCCUUUGUUUUUUUUUUUUUAAUGAACCUCCAUGGAUUUCUUCAAAGUAACAAUUGCUGUCCACUUCAUGUGAUUUGGACAAGUACGGGAGGAACUUGCGUGUGAUGGAGAAAAUGAAAACAAAUCAAAAGAAAAAAAGUACCAUGGCUGACCAGUAUAUACCAAUAUUUGUGGUGUGGUUGUUAUUGAGUUGUUCAGGACUAUAUUAAUCGACACAAUCAAAGAAAAUGGAGUUAUAUUUCAGAAAGUGUUGUUCUGAUAACACUGUUAGUGGACACUUGUUUAUUCUAUCAUUGUCUGUGUGUUUGUAAAUAGAACUUAUUAACCACUAUCAUGUACCUGUAAUAACCACAAUGAAUAGGACAGUUCAUAGCUGUUGAUGAUCAUUAUGGCUUGUCAUCAGGAUUAGGGAUCUCAGCUGGACAACAAUCUAUAAUGUGGCAUAAUGUACAACAAUACAUUUACCUGAUUCUUCAAAAACCCUAUGGGUGAUUUCAAAACAAAUUUUCCAACCAGUAAUGCGCUCAGUAUUGCCCAUAUGUCAUAAUUCUUUUGUUAAAGUAUCACAACAACACAGGCAAACUUUUUUCAAAGACAUUUUGUAUGACAGAUGUCAGUGCUCAAUAUCUACAUUAUAAAAAUGGAAAAACUCUCCUCUAUAAACUAAUUUUGAAAGUGUUCAGUACAAUUAAAUAGCAAUAUAUUUGUAAAUGGCUAAAUGUUUUAUCUAAUGUUGAUCUUAUUACUGUAUAGAUUUUAUUCAAAUUGUGAUUUAACUGAGUGCAAUUCCUCAGUAGUACUUUGCAAUUUAAAUACAUAUAUACCCUUAUUUCCACACAGGCUUAUUAUUUUCCAUACAUAAGAGAACACAGGUUAAGACUACACUUUAAUCACUGUGCCUUCAUGAUGUCUCUUCAAACACUGAAUUGUGAGUAUUUAAAUAACAAGAAUAAGUUUGGCUACAAAUAAUACCCUUUUAAAUAAUCAAACGCCUUAUGCAUUAAAUGUUUGCCAAAUUCAGAGACACAGUCACACAGAUAUGACAGUUCAAAAUCAAGUCAUUGACACUGAU
This is a messenger RNA of Myripristis murdjan (pinecone soldierfish), 5348 nucleotides long. It is a transcript of the gene pcdh9, whose product is annotated as protocadherin 9. The coding region runs from base 335 to 4048 and encodes 1237 amino acids. The record is from RefSeq and is a predicted model, not a curated record. Gene Ontology annotation, cellular component: plasma membrane. The transcript has 5 exons. Lineage: Eukaryota; Metazoa; Chordata; Actinopteri; Holocentriformes; Holocentridae. Gene Ontology annotation, biological process: homophilic cell-cell adhesion. Gene Ontology annotation, molecular function: calcium ion binding.